AUGGACGAUUGGUUUAAACGUUCAACAGCAUUAGACAAUAAAUUUCGAACAGUCUGUCGGCCAGGUUUAAGAUGGGGUAUACCACUUGGAGUAAUUGUUACUGUUAUAGUAUUUUUGACAGUUAGUUAUACAAUUCAAGUAUUUCGAGCUUGUGAUAGAUGUUAUCAUGAAUGUCCAAUAUUUACACCGAUACCAACUUUAUUGAUAACAUUAUUGUCAACAUACUCAUCAUCAUCAUCAUCAUCAUCAUCAUCAUCAUCAUCAUCAUCAUCAUCAUCAUCAUCAUCAUCAUCAUCAUCAUCAUCAUCAUCAUCAUCAUCAUCAUCAUCAUCAUCAUCAUCAUCAUCAUCAUCAUCAUCAUCAUCAUCAUCAUCAUCAUCAUCAUCAUCAUCAUCAUCAUCAUCAUCAUCAUCAUCAUCAUCAUCAUCAUCAUCAUCAUCAUCAUCAUCAUCAUCAUCAUCAUCAUCAUCAUCAUCAUCAUCAUCAUCAUCAUCAUCAUCAUCAUCAUCAUCAUCAUCAUCAUCAUCAUCAUCAUCAUCAUCAUCAUCAUCAUCAUCAUCAUCAUCAUCAUCAUCAUCAUCAUCAUCAUCAUCAUCAUCAUCAUCAUCAUCAUCAUCAUCAUCAUCAUCAUCAUCAUCAUCAUCAUCAUCAUCAUCAUCAUCAUCAUCAUCAUCAUCAUCAUCAUCAUCAUCAUCAUCAUCAUCAUCAUCAUCAUCAUCAUCAUCAUCAUCAUCAUCAUCAUCAUCAUCAUCAUCAUCAUCAUCAUCAUUAUAA
Molecule: messenger RNA, 774 nt
Organism: Schistosoma margrebowiei
Lineage: Eukaryota; Metazoa; Platyhelminthes; Trematoda; Strigeidida; Schistosomatidae
Source: the annotation of a GenBank genome assembly